UUGGCCCCAGUUGCAAUGGAGGACAGUGACCAUGAGACUCACUCUUCCUCAGACGAGCAGGACUCCUGCCCUGCCUCCCCUAAUCACAGCAGGGACCAAGAUGCUGAACAGCAUUCAAGCCUUUCAGAGGACUCAGAGGUGGAGAAUAUUAUGCAAGACCCUCACCACCAGGGAGGGCAUGGCCAUGGCCACCAACACCACCAUGACCACAAGCACCACCAUCACCAUCAUCAUGAUCCUGAGACUCAUGAUGCAGACAGGGAAGCUGAGGGCGAGGACCGCCCCCACACCCCAUCUUAUUUGCGGCCCCCUGUUGCGGGUAGGGCGCAGUCGGAUUCAGGUUCAGACCCCAGUUUGCCACAGAGCAGAAGUGUGGAGUUUGACUUGCAGUCCUCCGUCAGUCCCUCCAGGCCCAAAAGCCCCUGGGGUCGAUUUGACCCUUACAACAAUAAUGAGGACCAGGACAAGGAAUAUGUGGGAUUUGCGACAUUGCCAAACCAGGUGCAUCGCAAGUCAGUCAAGAAAGGAUUUGACUUCACGCUCAUGGUGGCAGGGGAGUCUGGCCUGGGAAAGUCCACUCUGGUCAACAGUCUGUUUCUCACAGAUCUUUACAAAGAUAGGAAGCUGCUCAAUGCUGAAGAGCGAAUCACACAAACAGUAGAAAUCACCAAACACACAGUGGAUAUAGAGGAGAAAGGUGUCAAACUGAAGCUCACCAUCGUGGACACCCCUGGGUUUGGGGAUGCUGUAAACAACACUGAAUGCUGGAAGUCAGUGGCCGACUACAUCGACCAGCAGUUCGAGCAGUACUUCAGGGACGAGAGUGGCCUCAACCGCAAGAACAUCCAGGACAACCGUGUACACUGCUGCCUCUAUUUCAUCUCACCCUUCGGCCAUGGCCUUCGGCCCUUGGAUGUGGAAUUUAUGAAAGCUCUGCACGAGAAGGUUAACAUUGUUCCCGUUUUGGCCAAAGCUGACACACUGACCCCGAAUGAGGUCAAGAAAAAGAAAAUCAAGAUCAGAGAGGAGAUCGAGCAGUAUGGUAUCAAGAUAUACCAGUUCCCUGACUGUGACUCUGAUGAAGACGAGGAAUUCAAGCAGCAGGACCUCGAGCUGAAGGAAAGCAUUCCCUUUGCAGUAAUUGGCAGCAACACAGUGGUGGAGGCCAAAGGGAAGAGGGUGCGAGGCCGUCUGUACCCCUGGGGCAUCGUAGAAGUGGAGAACUCGGCACACUGUGAUUUCGUGAAGCUGAGGAACAUGCUGGUUCGCACGCACAUGCAAGAUCUCAAGGACGUGACCCGGGAGACCCACUACGAGAACUACAGAGCCCAGUGCAUCCAGAGCAUGACCCGCAUGGUCGUGAAGGAGCGUAAUCGCAAUAAACUAACCAGGGAGAGCGGCACAGACUUCCCCAUCCCCUUGGUGCCCGGAGUGACGGACAGCGAGACAGAGAAGCUCAUCCGAGAGAAAGAUGAAGAGCUGCGGCGGAUGCAGGAGAUGCUGCAGAGGAUCCAGGAUCAAAUGCACACUCAGAAAGACGCCUAUUAACACAGGACACCAGUCACACUGUGUACACGUCUCUCUUUCACUGGGAUUAAAAAAAAUAAAAAAUUAAACACACCCGGGAAACCUUCAUUCCUCUCUAGAACACUGACAUCCCUACGUGUCCAACCAACCACCGCUCAACCUCAUCAGCAGCACGUUAUACAUGGAUCAGGGACCCAUGAGGAGGCGGUAAGAUGAUCUGACAUUUGCAGCUUAACAAAUCCCUUUAUCCACAAUCUCUGACAGUAAUGACACCCCAGCUGCAAAACACUCAACCCUCCUCCACUCCACAGUUUUCUGUCCAAAAUCUAAAUUAAUAAUAAUAAAUUUAAAAAAAAAGGCCAAGUUUGAUUUUGUUUAUUUGAAUAAAUCGGCCUCUAGUUUAUCUGAGCUUUAUUUAGCCACAUGAUCACAGGGUUUGUUGUUUUAUGUUUGUUUUUGUUUUUUUACAUGAGGUCUUAUAUGAGGUUUACAUCUAAGUGCUGGUGACCUGCUCAGAUCUUCUUUUUUUUUUUAUAAACAUGCUUUUCUGGUGCGAGUGUUUAUUUUUUAUUAUCCUUAUAGGUCAACAUGCAUAUAUAUAUAUACUGUCAUAAUUUAAUUUUCUAUGUUAAGCAUUUUUUUCUACUGUUUGUCAUUUUUUACUGUGCGUGUUCCUGGUUUUAUUUAACGACACCCUGCAAUACUGCUUGACGUUGGGUAUGGACAGUUGGCUCCUCCGCUGUCUGACGGUGUGGAUGUCAGCCGCUCUGCUCAACGUCAGUCACUCUUAACUCGCUUACUGAUCGCCAUAUCAACAUUUAAAAGAAUCUAACUAUUUUGAAUGGCGUAAAAAAGUCCUUUAUUAAUAUUUGGAGAAUUCCCCAAAGCAGAGUUGGUUCAAAGUCAGUUCAUCUCAUCCGUGGCUUUAUCACAACAGAGCCAUCGGCAGGUGAGACAGGUGAGAGCUGAGGACCCCUGUCUGUGGUCAGAGAUGAUGAUGAUUAGGACUGAAAAGACAAAACUCUUGUUUUUUGCAUAAGGUGAGUGUCCUAGUGAAGGGUUGCAUCAGUGGCCAUGCAGUCUAUUUAUUUUUGCAUGUGUUUUGUGAAGGUUACUCAGAUCAGUGUAGUGAUCAUAAGGUAAUUUAUGGGCAAUGACAUGAUGUAGCUACUCAACUGUCAGGGUAAAUUGAGAAGAGGUGGAUUUUUUUAUUUUAGUUGUAAUGAUGUCUUCACUUCAAGGGAACUCAUAUGUCGGAUGUGUUCUAACCUUAAUGUUUAUCUUAUAACCAAAGCCAACAAUGACAAGCUUAAUUGUCCUAAAUUCUUCUUUUCAGAGUUAAUUUUAUUUUGUAUUGACAUGAAGAAUAUUGUUUUGGAAUAAGUUAUGAAAGCCAAGAGUUAAAAAAAAAAAAAAGAUUCUCUUGCUAAUAGUUUUGUUCCAAGUACAAACCUUUCUUUCUUUUUUUUUUUUUUUUUUUUAGAAAUCAGAUGACUCUGUCAUGUUAUGUGACCUUUUGUUUCAAAAAAAAAAAAAAAAAAAAAACCAUUCCUCCAGCUUCUGUCGCAGAGUCAGGUCUUACUUUGUCAUUCUUUUUCCUUAAUUUGUUUGUUUUAUAUUAAAUUUGUCUUUUGUUAUUCUACUUUUUGGAGUAUAUUUAUGUAAUAAAUUUAUAAAUGAAAUGCAAAUUGAGAGGACAAUAUGUACAAAUUCUAAUAUUGUAAUAAAAUAUGAAUAUAAUUUCAUG
This is a messenger RNA of Toxotes jaculatrix (banded archerfish), 3274 nucleotides long. It is a transcript of the gene septin4b, whose product is annotated as septin 4b. Gene Ontology annotation, biological process: cytoskeleton-dependent cytokinesis; regulation of exocytosis. The transcript is spliced from 12 exons. Gene Ontology annotation, cellular component: cell division site; synaptic vesicle; septin ring. The record is from RefSeq and is a predicted model, not a curated record. Gene Ontology annotation, molecular function: GTPase activity; GTP binding; molecular adaptor activity. NCBI's taxonomy places the organism in Eukaryota, Metazoa, Chordata, Actinopteri, Toxotidae. Bases 16 to 1548 code for a protein of 510 amino acids.